AUGAAGUACAAUUUAACCGCCCAGAAAGACCUGUUAUCCUCAGAAAUCCAAAACUACAAAAGGAACCUUACUGAAGUCAACGAACUCCUGGCAAAUGUCACAGCGAGACGAUGUGCCUCUGGCUGGGAGUUCUUCAAUGGAUCAUGCUACCACUUCUCUGAAGACAAACUGACCUGGGAACAGAGUGAAUAUGCCUGCAUCCAUGAUGGAGGACACCUGGUCAUCAUAGAGAGUCACCAGGAGCAGGACUUUAUUAGAAUGAAGGUGGGAAAGACUGAAGUUCCAAACAGCUACUGGAUUGGAAUGACAGACAUGAAGAAAGAAGGAGCGUGGGUCUGGAUGGACAAUACACCCCUUAAUGACAACAUGAAGUACUGGGACCAAAACAAUGGAACAACUAACUCUGGAAGACCAGAACCAAAUGACUGGAACUCAAAUGAAGACUGUGCCCAAAUGGGUGGGCGCUGUUCUGUUCAAAUCAGUUGUUGGUUUGACUAUGGAUGUGAUAUACCAUCUAAGAGAAUCUGUGAGAGCCGUGCAGCCAACUAUUAAUCCUGCCAAUAUUUUUUUUAACCUUCAGCCAGCACAAGAUAGUGGUCAUUGCUGUCAGUACAUUGCAUCACUUUCCCAGACCCAUAUAUGAACUAGCCCUAAACAAAACACCAUGCUUAGUGGAGAUUGUCCAUUUUACAGUAUGAAACAGUCUGAAACAGAUCCAUAAUGAAUGCUUUGGAUGUGUAUCCAGAGUAACUAGCUGCUGUACAUGUCAUCUUUUUCCAACAGGACCAGUGUUUGUGUUUUUGGCUACAAUGCCUCUGUACAGAAGUUACACCUCGUAACC
Molecule: messenger RNA, 841 nt
Organism: Esox lucius (northern pike)
Lineage: Eukaryota; Metazoa; Chordata; Actinopteri; Esociformes; Esocidae
Product: C-type lectin domain family 4 member E-like
Exons: 5
Coding region: 1-552 (183 amino acids)
Source: RefSeq, a predicted model, not a curated record